This is a messenger RNA of Terrapene triunguis (Three-toed box turtle), 1647 nucleotides long. Its product is annotated as cystathionine gamma-lyase-like. The transcript has 14 exons. NCBI's taxonomy places the organism in Eukaryota, Metazoa, Chordata, Testudines, Emydidae. Gene Ontology annotation, molecular function: cystathionine gamma-lyase activity; pyridoxal phosphate binding. The record is from RefSeq and is a predicted model, not a curated record. Gene Ontology annotation, cellular component: cytoplasm. Gene Ontology annotation, biological process: transsulfuration. Bases 166 to 1500 code for a protein of 444 amino acids.
CCGGCUGGGCGCGGAGAAGUCGGCGUGGAGCUGGCAGAGGGGCGGAACGUAACUGUCCACAUUCCCCUCAGCCCAGAGAGAAGGGCACAGUGUGUUCCACUUCCUGCUUCAGCAACCACACCCGCCCCCCCUUUGGGGCUGAUUGAGAGAACCAUCAAACCUGUCAUGUGUGGAUCAGUAGGAACAGCAUUGUUUUCAGUUCACAGUAGAAUUUGCUGUGCCGGAAGUUACAGCUGCCAGCAUCAGCCGCUUUCCUCGGUCCCCCUACCGCCACAGCUCCCCAUGGAGAAGGCUGAGGACGGGUCCCAGGGCUUCCUGCCGCCCUUCGAGCACUUCGCCACUCAGGCCAUCCACGUGGGGCAGGAGCCGGAGCAAUGGACCUCCAUGGCCGUCGUGCCCCCCAUCUCUCUCUCCACCACCUUCAAGCAGCAGGCGCCCGGCCAGCACUGCGGUUUCGAAUAUAGCCGUAGUGGAAAUCCUACUCGGAAUUGCCUGGAAAAGGCUGUAGCUGCACUGGAUGGAGCCAAGUACUGUUUAGCUUAUGCUUCAGGCUUAGCAGCUACUAUGAAUAUUGCACAUUUGUUAAAGAUGGGAGACACUGUUAUCUGUAUGGAUGAUGUUUAUGGAGGUACAAACAGAUAUUUCAGGAAGGUAGCCUCCAGAAUGGGUUUGAAGAUUACUUUUGUUGACUGUAGCAAAUUGGAAUGCCUGGAGGCUGCAAUCACACCAGAUACAAAGCUUGUUUGGCUCGAAACUCCCACAAAUCCCACCCUGAAGGUCAUUGAUAUUCAAGGCUGUGCAGAUGUCAUCCAUAAACAUAAAGACAUUAUUUUAGUAGUAGACAACACCUUUAUGUCAGCAUAUUUCCAGCGUCCUUUGUCUCUUGGGGCAGAUAUUUGUAUGUAUUCAGCAACCAAAUACAUGAAUGGGCACAGUGACGUUGUAAUGGGAUUGGUUUCAGUAAAUUGUGAUGAUCUCUAUGAAAGGCUCAAAUUCUUACAAAAUGCCCUUGGAGCAGUUCCAUCUCCUUUUGACUGUUACCUUUGCAAUCGGGGUUUAAAGACACUGCAGAUCCGGAUGAAGCAGCAUUUCUACAAUGCACUGGCUGUUGCUCAGUACCUUGAAUCAAAUCCCCGGGUAGAAAAAGUCAUUUAUCCUGGACUGCCCUCGCAUCCUCAGCAUGAGCUAAUGAAGCGUCAGGCCACUGGCUGUCCUGGGAUGGUCACCUUUUACAUUAAAGGAAAUCUUGAACAUUCUGAAAUCUUUCUCAAGAAUUUAAAGCUUUUCGCGCUGGCUGAGAGUCUGGGAGGAUAUGAAAGCCUAGCAGAACAUCCGGCCAUUAUGACUCACGCCUCAAUUCCUGAAGAGGAGAGAGAGGUUCUUGGGAUCAAUGAUACUUUGAUUCGCCUGUCAAUUGGUUUGGAGGAUGCACAAGAUAUACUGGAAGAUCUGGAGCAAGCUUUGAAAGCAGCAGUCCCAGAGCAUAUGGUUCGCAACUAGGAAUCUUAAGACCUGAAAUUGGAAGCUGAUCACUACACAGCUAAGACACCCAGAGAAGAUUAAAUGAAAAGCCAAACCACUGAUAAGUUUCUUCAGAUUUGCCUUUAAAAGUGAAAGGCGAAAGAAGGGAGGAAGAAAGAAAGAAAG